AGUAAUCUAUUUACCAGGGCAUGAAUCCUGGUGCUUUCCCGAGUCUUGUCAGAUCGAGAUUCAGGCUCGACACCCCACCACACCUCAUAUUGCACCGCUGACGCCCAUCCAUCCAUCGCAUUCAGCAGCGGCGCCUCUUGACCAUGUAAUACGAGUCCCGGACCCUUCGAAAAUGUCGCCGUAUCAGCAUAUCUUCUCUGCGAACGCCGUGCUCAAUGUUUGGCGCAACCUGCGCAACACACGCGACCCGAACGACCUAUUCCUUACCGUCCAGUACCAUCCGGAUGACAUACGCGGCCCUAGGGAUACCCCCAGAAAAUUUGGCAAGAGCAAUGUGGUGGAAACAAAGAGCGAUGAGACUGGGCGGCGAGGGACAGUGGAUGGCAGGGGGGCCCCGGAUGGGCGGAGCAUAGGCUUCGUCGUGCCAUGGCGGAGUAUGCAAGCACAGAAGAAGGAGUUGAAAGAGAAGGAGAAAGAGCUGGCAGAAGCGCUUGUUGUGCUAGCAGGAGAAGUAUCAUACGCCGACCUUCCACCAGCACUCCAGGCAUCAUUCACGCAAAACCCUCUUGUUCAGGUGCGGCAUCUAGCUGCAGGGCUCUCGCGUCAAAUGUCCAAGAUCGAAAUCCAAAUGGCCGACAAUGCGCCGUUUGCGCAAGGCAAGAACCUUUACACAGGCGGAGAACUCAUCCGCAAAUUCCUCUCGCCCAUACAAACCCUCUUCGAACAAAAACCCGUUCCCUACCGCAUGAUCUUCGAACUCCUCAUGGAACUCAAGGACCUCGCCUAUGGCGGAAUGACCAGCUGCGAAAAGGAAGUGUUGGAAUGGGAGCUCAACAACUUCUCCUCGUUCGAAGAUCUGGACGAAACCAUGUUCCGCGCACUCACUCAUUUACCCUCAUCAGAACCCUCCUCCCCCAGCAGAUCAUCUACCGCCCGAAGACUCCUGAGACAUAGACCUUCAUCGCUCUCCACCUCGGCCAUCACCACCACCUCUUCUCCACGAUUCUGGCUCGCUGACACCGACGAAUCGCUCUACCAUCUGGAAUCCUUAGAAGCGACAGCAUCCGCAAUGACACACCUCGCGAUCCCCGUGACCGACUUCCUCGCCAAGUCAACUAUAACAUUACGCCGCACACUUCCACGGCCCACGCUUAACGAUCAUAGCAUGGAGAAGCGUCGGCGUACGGGACGCUGUGCGGAAUACGCGCGCUGUAGCAAGUGGGCGGGCACGAGUUGGCGGCAGGGCGGCGGGUGCCGGCGGGGUUGCAAGAAUGAAGAUGAAGAUCCUGAGGGCUUGCCUAGUUGGCACAGUAGUAGUCGGUGGUUUGACGAGCGUGGGACGUAUAUGGUUGGGGGUGGCAAAGGGGAUGUGCGUGGGGGAAAGGAAGUGGAAAGGUUGGUGGAGGUGUAA
This is a messenger RNA of Periconia digitata, 1411 nucleotides long. The record is from the annotation of a GenBank genome assembly. NCBI's taxonomy places the organism in Eukaryota, Fungi, Ascomycota, Dothideomycetes, Pleosporales, Periconiaceae.